GCUCACGCCAUUUUUAUUUAUAUGUGGUGGGGGGUAACAAAGUGUGCAACAUCGUAAGAUUUAUAAAAUUAUCAAAAGAUUGAUCAAAAGGGAUGCUUAAUUUUGUGAUAUAGUUGUAAUAUAAAUCGUGAUUAUCCAUAAGAUAAAAUUAUAUUAUUACAGAACGUAUAAAGUUAUUAAUGCAAUUGUUAGAUCUUUGUGUUACUGGUAUUAACUACAGAUUUUGCUACAGUUACAACUUGGAUAAAAUGGAUUAUCGUCAAAAGAUGAUUAUACCUUCUCAGCAAAAGACAAAGAAUGAUGAUGAGGAUGAUGAAGAUUUGGAAGCUUUAAGACUUGCUGCCCUUCAAUCAUUAAGAACAAAAGAUAGUAUACAUAAUAAAAAGCAGCCCCCACCACAAAAAACUAUUUCAGAUGUAAUGCAAACAUCUCACUCGUCAUAUAAAAGUCAACGACCUUUAAGAAGAGGAUAUUUUCAUAAUCGGUUACAGCAGCGACAGAAUGGCAAUUUGUAUUACCAGAGUCCACGUAAUCCAAAUUUAAUAGCAAUAGUUCCUGUCGAUGAACGUUCUGUGCUGCAACAAACUGAUUUAGCUUGUUCAAUAGAAAAAACUGCUCCGAAUAUUGAACCUUAUUCUACAGAAGUAUCAAAAUUUCAUCGUUUCAAAGAUAAUGGCAGUGGUACGGAUGAAGAAGAUAAUAAAGAACAGAAAAAGACAGUUAAGAAAUCAGAAGUUAUUGAGAAAGAUAGCAUAGACGAUAAAACAUCUAUAAUAAUUGAAAAUCAGACAGAAACUACAGAAAAUUCAAAGAAAAUUGAGGAAGAUCAAGAUGGUGUUAAUGACGAUGAUGAUGAUAUCAUUAUAAUGGCUGAUCUUGAAGAAGAAGAUAGUUUGGAACGGUUAAUGGAUGAAAUGGAGAGAGAAAUGAAUGUUGAUAAGCCGUCUGAAAGAAAAGAAAAAAAAAAUAAUAAAAAGGAAAGCAGAGAAUCUAUUAAAAAAGAUGAGAUAACUAGAAAUGUAAGUCAAAAAACCAGAAUAGAAGAUACCACUAUUCAAAAAGAAAGUUAUAGCCCAGCACCAGUAACAAUGAUCCUAAAAAAUGAAAGACGAUCCAUAUCUCCACAUACAAUUAAUCGAAUUUCACAAAAACGUAGAUCGUUGUCACCAAGGUCACGAUCAAGAAAAAAAUCACCUAGAAGAUCUCCUAGAAGAUCACCCAUUAGGCAGUCAAAAAAAUCUCAGCGAGAAAUAAUGAGGUAUAGAUCGCCCCGAAAGUCUCCAGUACGUUAUUCUCCACGAUCACGAUCACCUAAGCUUUCAUCACGAUCGAGAUCACCGCGAUUAUCACCACGUAGAUCUCCAAACAAGUCUCCUAUAAGAUCACCUGUUAAGAGACUAUCUCCAAGAGGAAGAUCUCCGAAACUUUCGCCGCAUUCCAGAUCUCCUAGACCAAUACGUUCACCUAAAACAUCCACAACCAAGUCUCCAAGAUUGGCACGAUCACGUUCUCCAAAAUUUUCACCAUUAAGAUUAUCUCCUCAAUCUAGAUCGCCAUUAAGAUCUAGAUCACCUAAUUUAUCUCCAAGACGAACAUCACCCUCACGUAGAUUAUCACCUAAAUCAAAAUCUCCUGGGUUGUCUCCUCGAAGAGGACCGUCACGUUUAUUAUCACCAAAAAUAUCACCACGAAGAAUGUCACCACGGUCGAGAUCACCGAGAUUGUCACCACGUAGAUCACCAUGGUCAUCUCCAAGAAAUUCACCUCGUCUAUCUCCUAGACGAAAAAGAUCUCCAAGAUGGUCGCCUAAAGAAUUCUCACGAAAACAUGGACCACGAUCUAUUACUCCAGAUGGAACAUGCAGUCCAUCAUAUACAAAAGAAUCGUUGUCAAUAAUUAAAAGUAGGAUAUCUCCAGAAAUAAAUCGUAUAAAAACAAAACAGAAAGAAGAAAAUUUGGAUGAUGCUACUAUGAUAGAAAAAGAACCUACUGAUAUAAUUAAUGACCCUGUAUUAGAAGCCCGACGAAAGAAGUUUGAAUCUACAAGGCCUAUAGAUCCAAUAAAUGCAAAUAAAAAAAUUAAAUUAAAUAAAAAGGAAAAUACAAGUAAAAAGAUAGAAUCGGUAGGAGAUGUUCAGAUAGGAAAUGUGAGAAAAGUUAAUAAAAUUACAGAGGAUUAUGAUAUUCAAGAAACAGAUUUAUGUUUAGAUACUCAUUAUGAGUUUGAAGAGUUUGAACAAAGCAUGGAAAGUGCUUCUCCUAUUGCUAUUACAAGUUCUGUUAAUCCAUGCCUGGAUUUAGAAACUCAAAAUCCCGAAAAAGAAAGAUCAUCAAAAAAGAAGAAAAAACGUGACAAGGAAUUGUACCAAGUGGGAAAAUUAAAAAAUGAACUUCCUCUUUCUGAACGUAUUGGAAAAGAUAAGAAAUGUAAGAAACGCAAAGAUGUUAUUUCAGAUGGCUCAAGUGAGGAUAUGGAUGCCAUUUUUGAAGAUCUAGUAGUUGAUAAAGAAAGUGAUUUACGAACUGAGUUAAGUAGAAGACGGGCAGAAAGAUUAAAUAGAACAGUACCAAUUCAGUCUGCAAGAUUAGUGCAAUCUGCUUUUAAAGGAGUUGUUAAUGAAGUUGUCAAAAGUAAUGCAAAAGUGAAUCAAAGACAUUUAGUUAAAACAGAUGAGAAAGCUAAUCAAAAAGAAGUUCGUCGAGUUACUGUUCUUCACAGAACAAUAUCUGAUAUACAUGAUUCUGAAGAUGAAAGUACUGUAGAUUCGAAGGUGCCUGUGCGUUUUAGACUGGGCCUCAAUAAACAAGUGCAAGAUACGAGGGAGUCAAAAGUUUCUCGAAAGGCAUCUAAAAGACAGGGUCGCAAGGAAUAGAGUAAACGCGUGUUCUCCUGAUUGCAUAUUUAUAUGAAGAGUGCAUAGCUGUUCAUCUUACCUCCUAUUUUAUUAUCAGCAUAUGAAGAUAAAAUCUAUUAAAAAUUUAAUUAUAUAAAAGAUUGCACUCAUGUAGAACAAGUAUCUGUUUUAUUUGGCGUGUGACCUAACAUAAAGAUGAAAAAAUAACAUUCUUCUAGAAGACAAUAUCAAUAUUUCAAAAUAUUUUAUGUAUGAUUAUAUCUAAUUUAUUGUUAAGCAUUAUAGUAGAUAGUUGAUUACAUGUGAUUAUAAAUCAUUUGUUGUGUUAAAGUAUUUGUAAAUAAUUUACAUCAAUCACUCAUUUAAUAAAUAAGCAUCAUUAAUAAUCCCAAAGUCACCUUUUGUAAACCUAAGUAUAUUAGUAUUCUAAUAAUUCUGUAUAAAAGAUUCAAUCAAUUGUAAAUAAGAAUAUUGUUAAUAAGCGUGUGUAAAGUGAAAAAUAAGUUGUAUAUCAUGUACAUUGAAUCAAUAUUAUUAAGGUAUUGAAUAUACUAUAUAAAGUGACCUAUAGCAACAGAAGAGUGAUUUUAUUAAAAUAUAUUUUUUACACUACAUUGUUCGAAAGUAACAAACACGAAUUUUUUAAGAUAAUUAAGAAAUGCAGUGUACCGUAAACUGGCUUUUCUUGAUUUGUUAUUUUAUACUUAAAUUAUAAACACAUAGUAUAAAUGAUUUUUGUAUUUAGACAAAUAUAAAAGAGUGUAUCUUAUCUUUUUCUGCACAUAUAUUUAGAGUUAAUGUGUAAAAUUAUACUAUUUAUAUAGUAUUAUGAUUCAGUUAAUAGAAUUAUAUAUAGAAUUAUAUAACUUCAGAAUUAAAGUAUUUAGUCAAUUGGAAUAAUAUCAUUAUUCUACUAUAUUAUUAUAUUUAUCAUUAGUAAAAAAAAUCUGUGUAGUUUUUUCUUGUAUUUUACAUAAUAUUAAUUAAGAUUCCAUCAAACAAUUAGUUCUUAUUAUUAUACGUAUAUUUUUAUGAAUAGCAUAUAAAAUACAUAUUGAAAGUAAAUUAUUAUCAUGUGUUACCAAUAAGCUGACGUAGUAGCCAAUAUACUUACAAAUGUAAAUUUAGAUUAUUUCAGACAUUAUAUUUCAUAAAUAAGAUAGCAUACUUCAUAGUAUCUAUGAAGGUGUAAGUGUUAUAUUAAAUUAAAUAAAAAAAAUGAUAACUGCA
Messenger RNA from Frieseomelitta varia, 4085 nucleotides. RefSeq names its product neurofilament heavy polypeptide-like. The record is from RefSeq and is a predicted model, not a curated record. NCBI's taxonomy places the organism in Eukaryota, Metazoa, Arthropoda, Insecta, Hymenoptera, Apidae. The coding region runs from base 180 to 2873 and encodes 897 amino acids. The transcript is spliced from 8 exons.